This is a messenger RNA of Neocloeon triangulifer, 2290 nucleotides long. RefSeq names its product translation initiation factor IF-2, mitochondrial (gene mIF2). Gene Ontology annotation, molecular function: GTPase activity; GTP binding; translation initiation factor activity. The coding region runs from base 121 to 2241 and encodes 706 amino acids. The transcript has 14 exons. Gene Ontology annotation, biological process: translational initiation. The record is from RefSeq and is a predicted model, not a curated record. Lineage: Eukaryota; Metazoa; Arthropoda; Insecta; Ephemeroptera; Baetidae.
CGCCCACAUUUUACUCCAGCUGAAGGAAUGGAGCAAAAAUAUUCACCAAAUAAAUGUUGCCUCAGCAUGUUCUAGGUUUUUGCAUUUAAUUUUCCCCAAUAUUUUUGGUCAGUUUUUGAAAUGGGUGCUCUCAGAAUUCUUUGCCGGCUCAUCACCUCUGAGCAAAAUCUGAGGCGGCUUUUGGCCAGGAACCAAGUUCACCAAAAUACCAGGUUGUGGGCAAAGCAUAGUGUGAAUGGCACCUAUUCUUCUGGAUUCUGCACAUCCACGGUGGACUAUAAAAAGAAAAAGGACGCAGUCCAGGUGAACCCGAAAGCAAAAACAAAACCUCAUGUUAUUGAAGUUUGGCGAAACAUGACUGUAAAAGAAUUAGCUAAUACAAUGGACAAAAGUAUAGAUCACAUUUUUGAAGUUUUUGUGUAUGUGGAUAAUUCAGCGCCAUACAGAAGACCAAACUCUGUGAUCCACAAUUUUGCAGUCAUCCAGGAAACAGCAAAAAAGUCUGGUUUUAGGUUUAAGGUGGUUCCUCACCCCAGCGAGCGAGUCGUCGAUGAAGGUUCAAAGCACAAAGAUGCAGUUAAAAGGCCACCUGCAGACCCUUCGAAGCUUGUAAAAAGACCUCCUGUUGUCACAAUCAUGGGUCACGUUGAUCACGGUAAAACUACGCUAUUGGAUUCUUUGAGAAAUACAAAGGUGGUCGACUCUGAAUUCGGAGGAAUCACGCAACACAUAGGAGCCUUUUCAGUUGCACUACAAAACAAGGACAGAGUCACUUUUCUGGAUACUCCAGGCCAUGCUGCAUUUACAGCAAUGAGAGCGCGAGGCGCCGACGCAACUGACAUUGUCGUCCUUGUUGUUGCUGCUGAUGACGGAGUCAUGGAGCAAACGGUUGAGUCCAUCCGCAUGGCCAAGGAAUCUAAUGUUCCAAUAAUUGUGGCCAUCAAUAAAAUUGACAAACCCCAGGCAGACAUAGGUAGAACAAAAAAAAUGCUCCUAAAUCAUGGAAUCCAACUUGAAGAUUUUGGAGGUGAGGUUCAGUCUGUUCCGAUAUCUGCUUUGAAAGGGACAAACUUGAAAACCCUAGUUGAGGCAAUUGCCCUUCAAGCAGAAAUUAUGGACCUUAAAGCUGAACCUGUGGGUUAUGUGGAGGGUAUUGUAAUCGAAUCAAGGACAGAUCCUGGCCGAGGGAAACUGUCCACUGCCUUGGUACAAAGGGGUACCCUUCGCAAGGGAUGCUUUCUGGUGGCUGGAAAUGCAUGGGCAAAAGUGAGAGCAAUGUUUGACGAUGCUGGCCGUCCACUGAACGAGGCUUUACCGUCCACUCCUGUAGAAAUUCUAGGCUGGAGAGAAUUGCCCUCAGCAGGAGAUGAAAUUAUCGAGGUUGAAUCUGAGAAAAUUGCUCAGGAUGUGAUGAAAUUUAGGCAAGAACAGAAAAAGGAGCAACAAGUUGAGGAGAUCAAAGAAGUGCUUGAGAGGAAAUCUUUGGAACACCAAAAGGUGUACCAAACCCUUUUGGAGGAAAAACGGAAAAUUGGUUGGUAUCGUUUCCGACGAAAAGGGCCUCGGGAAAAAGAAUUUGUCAAAAAAGAUGAGGGUCCUGAACUCAAUAUUUUGGUCAAAGGUGAUGUGGAUGGCUCCGUUGAAGCAAUCCUGGACGUUCUUGAGACUUAUGAUGAAGAAAGACAGUGUAAAUUAUCUCUUAUACACUAUGGCGUGGGCAUGAUCACCGAAAACGACAUUGAGCUGGCAUCAGCCUUUGAUGGAAUGAUUUACACUUUUAAUCUGAAAACACCACCUAGAUUAAUGGAUUUGGCACGGCAGAAAUCAGUUUCUGUGAAACCUCACAAUGUGAUCUACAAAUUGGUCGACGACAUCAAAGACGAAGUCAGCAGCAGGUUACCUCUCAAGAAAGUUGAGGAUUCUGUUGGCGAAGCCAAUGUUUUACAGUUUUUUGAAAUUACUGACGGUAAAAAGAAAGUUGGCGUUGCUGGCUCCAGAUGCAUCAAGGGGAUGCUUAAAAAAUCAACUCCAGCAAGAGUUAUAAGAAAUGGCGAAAUUAUUUAUGAAGGAACUGUUUACCAACUGCGGCAUCUCAAGAAUGAAGUAGACUCGGUGAAAAAGGAUGUUGAAUGUGGAAUUCGACUUGACAAGAACGAUCUCCAAUUUGAGCCGGGCGACAUCAUUCAGUGUUACACAUUACGGGACGAAACGCAAAAAUGUGAAUGGGACCCUGGAUUUUAAAUUGAGUCAAUAAAAAAAGAUAAGACUGUUAAUGAAGCAAAUUCAUUUU